GUGAGAGACGGAGAGAAAUAAAGCGGCGUUGAAGUCGAGUUCUUCAAAAGUACAAUUAUUGCCACGCAGCUGCACUAUCCGUAAGUGGUGCUUCAGCUUUCUAACUACUUGCUCACCGGCUGACCACGAAGUACUAGAUAUCCACAUGUCCUCCCUCUUCGCCAGUGCUCUUGGUCGACGUGGCCCCCGCGGGGAGCAGGAGCUGACAACCCUCCAAAAGUGCAAGCGGCUCUUGAUGCUGCCGUCGAUUUUUCUGGCGAAGGUUCUCGGGAUCGGACCCCGGUUAGCGACGUUGGAAGAGCCCUAUUUGAGCCUCGUGCUGAACCUGUUGCUCUUCAGCUCCUAUGGAAUUCCGAUUGGACUGGUAUUGUCCUACUGGCUCUACGGGGAUCUUGUUUUCACCUACGGAAUACCGAUUGUCGGCGUCGCGCUGCUCGGGUACGGGGCCAAUCAGUGUCUGGACUAGUAGUAGUCCUCAAGGAUCCGCAUCCGGGUCCGGAAGUGAGCCUGUAUAUGGCUUAGUCUACUUCCGCUGCAAUUUUAUUUAUACAUUGUGAUUUUCGAUUGGUUCCAGUAUACGUCCAGUGUUCGAGUCCCUGCCGCACCUCGUCGUCAAGAACGUCACAACAAGCCCCAACAAUGUCCCGCCGUAUCGACAUCGAUCCAGACCAGGGCGGCAGCGUCCACUUUAGGCCUGGGCUCUCCAAAAGCCGGACGAGCAUGCGCCUUGCGGAGCUCUCUUCUUCCGCCGACGUAAAGACGUUUUGCGUGGAAAACGUGGAAAUAUCCGGCGGAGACGUGGUGGCCGCUGGUCAACUUCUACAUACGUCCGCGAGCAGCAGCUACCAUGCUCCUGGUUCCAGUGGACCAGACAACAGCGACGGUCGUCGAGAAGAAGUGACGCCGCACGUCGGCCCAGAAGUGGACGGCGGCGAGAAGGAAAAGACACCAAGAAGAAGGGGUGAAAUAAUGGUAGAAGAGGAAGCUGGAUUCAGAACCUCAACCUCUUCAAGUAGACCACCGUCCACGAGCUGGCGCGCUUUCGAGGAGGACGUGUGGACGGAAGAGCAUUUGCAGUACGGACAGCUGUAUGCAAUGCAAAUGUAAUGUCUUGGUCUGGAAUCAUGUGAUUGUGAACUUGUGAUUCCUUUUUUUUAUCAGACACAAACUUCUUAUGCGUGGACAGCCAAAGUACGAAGUAGACCAAGUAUUGCCAUCAAAAUGCAGGUAUUUUUCAUGCGGGAUACAACACAUGGACAUGGAGAGUCUAUCUGGAAACCUGUGACGCUAGUAUUGCUUGCAUCCCAGAGCUUCUUGGUCAAGAAAAAAACCGCGUGGCAAGAAACAUGUGGACUCAUUAUGCAGACCCAGACAUGUUUGUAUCGGAUAAGCGGUUCAAAACCGUGUUUCUCGAGUCCAUCCCGGCCCCGGUCGGUUAUUUUUUCUGCUGGCUGUUGGAAAAUAAAGCCUCUGCGCACAACCGGUUCGUCAUUGACGGCGACAAGGUCGCGUUACUUGCCGCGGAGCUGACCGUUUCGCCGACGAUGUGGUUCGUCAUUUUCGCGCUGUGGCUAGCCGACACCGAGGGAAACGAGGAGGAAAAAGUGCACUGGACAGACAUCGCGGUGCUGGCGCUGCUUAAGCUCUACCGCUUUUUCGGCAUUGCUUUGAAGUACGCCUACUUUACGGACUCCGAGCUCGCCUGCGUCAGGGGCACGCAAAAGUACGGGGACAAGGGUGUCGUCUACCGGCGGCUCGGCGGCGCGGCCUUUCACGACGAUAUUGGC
Amoebophrya sp. A120 is the source of this 1787-nucleotide messenger RNA. NCBI's taxonomy places the organism in Eukaryota, Dinophyceae, Syndiniales, Amoebophryaceae. The record is from the annotation of a GenBank genome assembly.